AAAUUGUAAAAAAAAAAAAGAAAAAAAAAAGAAAGAAAUUCGUCCGCAGAAGUCGGGAGUGAGCUUGGAAUGCUUUUGACGUCAGUAGCAGGACAGCGCUUAGAGCGGAUCAGACUGAGGUGACUGCGCGAAUACUGCGGAGAGGGAGAGACGCACUCAUAACAUCGAGCAUCCCUGUUGCCUUGUCCUUUGUGGAGACAUCAGCACACACACACACACACACACACACACAAAAACACGUUCAUAGCAAAGUCUAUACAACAGGGACUAGUUGAAAAGUGUGUUGACCAAUAGCGUUAUUACGAUUUUGACGAUUCUAUCGGCUAGUAUUGUAUUAGAAGGAAGUGCGGAGCUAGUGUCUGGUCGCUCCACUAGCUCGGAGGAUAAAGCAUUUCCCUAGCAAUGGUACUUCAGCAUUAGAGCCUCUUCAGCCCCGCCCUCCCUCUCUUCAUACGAGGCCCCUCAUCCAGACUGAGACUGUCUCCAACACACCACUCCCCUCACCCCGCCCUCGCCCCUCCCAGCCCCGACAUGGCCGCUUCCAAGAGCGGCUACGAGGGCAAGAUCGCCGGCCUCUACGACCUAGACCGCACACUCGGGAAGGGACACUUCGCUGUUGUCAAGCUGGCCCGCCACGUGUUUACCGGCCAGCUGGUGGCGGUCAAGGUGAUCGACAAGACCAAGCUGGACGCGUUGGCAACAGGACACCUGCUCCAGGAAGUGAGGUGCAUGAAGCUGGUGCAGCACCCCAACGUGGUGCGUCUCUAUGAGGUCAUCGACACGGCCACCAAGCUUUACCUGAUCCUGGAGCUGGGCGACGGAGGUGACAUGUACGACUACAUCCUGCGCCACGAGGGCGGCGUGGCCGAGGACACGGCCAAAGUUCUCUUCGCCCAGAUUGUCCGGGCCAUUUCCUAUUGCCACAGGCUCCAUGUGGUCCACCGGGACCUCAAGCCGGAGAACGUGGUGUUCUUCAGGCAGCAGGGGACGGUUAAGCUGACCGACUUCGGCUUCAGCAACCUCUUCAAGCCCGGGACCAUGCUGAUGACCAGCUGUGGCUCGCUGGCCUACUCCGCCCCUGAGAUCCUGCUGGGGGAGGAGUAUGAUGCUCCGGCUGUAGAUAUCUGGUCGUUGGGGGUGAUUCUCUACAUGCUGGUGUGUGGACAGCCCCCUUUCCAGGAGACCAAUGACAGUGAGACACUUACUAUGAUCAUGGACUGUCAUUAUACCGUCCCUACCCAUGUCUCUGCUGACUGCAAAGAUCUGAUCUCCCGUAUCCUGCAAAGGGACCCGUGUAGUCGAGCCUCCCUGAAGGAGAUCAAGAACCACCCCUGGCUGCAGGGGGUUGACCCCUCACCUUCGGGACACAGUGCGGCCCCCUUCACCUCCCACCGUAGCCUGUCCCCAGAGGAGCACGAGGUCAUCCUCCAGGCCAUGACCAGCGGCAACAUUGCAGACCGUGAUGCCAUCCAAGAGGCUCUGGAGGCUGACCGAUACAACCACAUCACAGCCACAUAUUACCUGCUGGGGGAGCGCAUCCUUAGAGACAAGCAGGAGCAGCCCAGUGAAAGGCCCAAAGUUGACAGCGCUUGGGCUGAGCCCCCACAGCUCCACAGGCCCAUGUCAGACCCUCUGGAUCUGGAGGACAGGGGGCUUGGUGGUCUUCUGGCUGGCUGUCCCCGUCGAGGAGUGUCAGAGUCUGGGGACUUCCUGGCCAACCGGCCCCUCCUGCUCCAACCCCAGCCGAGUCGCAAAGAGACCCCCUUCCCCGACUACGGCACAGGACCGAUCCUCGGGUUAAGCCUGCGCCCGCCUCCCCCUGACGAACCCCUGCUAGUCAAGAGCCUAGGAGCCCUGCAGCUCAUAUGUGAAGAGGAGGAGGAUGAGGAGGAAGUCGAAGAGGAGGAAGGCUUGGUAUCGCCCGUCGUGUCAACAGAUCAGUCAGGUCCCAUACACUCAGCCCCAGAGGCCCCACUGAGCCCAGACAGAAUAGUACCAUGUCAAGGAGAGGAAACGGGCCCGCCAGGGACCUCCGUGGAGGAGACAGUGGAGACCCAGAGCGCAGAGGGGGACAGGGAGCCGCAGGACGGGGUUUCCAGCCACAGAGGAGAGCCGGAGCCUAGCCAGAUGGCGACCGGGGAGGAACAGGCUCAGAUGGAGUCAGAGGAGAAGCCAAUGGGGAUGUCAGCUGACCCACUGAGGCCAGGUAACCAUAUGACUCCAGACGGGCCAGUCAGCGCUUUAGAAAGCCUUGUUCAGAACGUGGUGCAAAGUCCGCUCACCCCUGAAACGCCUCCGGCAUGCCCGUCUCGCCUAGGGGGGGUGCAGUGUUGCCUGGGGCGACGGGAUACCCGCAGUCUAGACAGGAUGGAACCUGAGGAAAACGCAUUGCAUGAAAACAACAAUAACACCACGGAGUCCAAGCCCAACCUCCCGGUGUCCGGCCUGGGCGCCUCACCCCACGCCCUGCCCCGUAACCACUGUGUGGACCUGGGCCCGGACGGGGUGGAGAUGACCCGGAAAGUGGUGGGGGGUGGAGGAGGGCCUGAGGGGGACAUGCCGGAGGACGUCCAGUUGGACAGGUCCAACAGUGCACCACAGGGUCACCUGGGGCCCAGGGAGGCGUCGAGCGACCCUACGGUCAGGGUGGAUCCCGGGAAGGCGAAGAACGUGAACCUGCGAGACCGUCUACUGCAGUUCCCCCUCUGUGAGAAGGCACUGUCCUUCAACAUCCAGCCCACCUCCAAGGAGAAAAUCCUGCCGUUUGCCCAGUACAACUGCUGCCACGUGUUGUAGGCCCGGCCGCCGUAGAUACACCUCGGUAUACCUCCCACGUCACUCACUCCAUCCCGUUGGCCACGGGGAACAAACUGAAAGUGUUGGUGGCCCAGAAAGACAGAAGCUACAGCCUCAGACCAAGUCCACGUUACUUAAACACAAAACACCAGAGCAGUCUGACCUAUCAUUCUGCGUCCAACUCGAACUGAAUGAUCUUACGUGACCUCAGACAUUUUCCUGCCUAGUUAUAUAUGUGUAGUCAACUGCUGCUGCUUCCUUUGUGAGAAAAAUGACCUUUUGUGCUGCUAUGUACUGAACUAUACAAACUGCUUUUCGUCAAGUCUUAGACCAUCACUAUAUAGCUUUGUAUUGAUCGCUAUUUUAAAAGCCCUUGUAUCGUAGCUCUACCUUUUGCACUAGCCUAAUACCAACCGAGCCCAUCACAGCAUUUGGUAUGUUGUCACUCUGAGGCCUGCUAGUACCAUGCUGUAAUUGGAAUGUCUAAAAUGACAUGCAUGCAUUUUGUAGAAAUGUCCGCCACACUCUGGGCCUCCGUCACCCGCCUACAUUAGCUCAACUAGCGGACUGACGGAAUGGUUGAUGCUCUCGACAGUGUAGCUGGAAGCAAGGUGUCAUUUAAUGCUUACACACGUUACUUACAGUGUUGGAGCACUAUGGUAUGGUGCAUGCUGAGAAGUGUACAUUAGCCUUAGGCUAUUAACUGACUCAUAAGAGGAAAGCUGUGAAUUUCUUUUUUGGACAGAUUUUAUCAUGAGAAACUUUUUAAAAUAUGAGUAUGAUAUUGGCUACAGAAAUGCAGGUCUUCCAGAUUGUAUAUACUUAAAUUAAAAAUCUUGAAAUUUUAUUCUUACAAAAGCUAUUGACGCCUUUUAUUAUUAUCGGACAACAGUGGAUUUGUCACAGGACAGACAUAGAGAUACAUGACUGUAACUAUUGUUUUGUGCAAUCUAUGUGUGACAUAAUUAGGAGCGAUGACAGAUACUGUUCAUUAACUUAUACGUGUAUUUCAUUUACCACUUCUGCCUCAUUUGGGCCAUUACACAUACAAUGUCUCCUUGUGUAUUAUUGUUGGACUCCCUGGUGAUUUCUGUGUACAAGUUGUUGAGUGUUUUCUGAGAGUACAAUACUGUCUACCUACACAUGGACAUGGAAACAUUCAAUUUUGUCAGAGCUGAAUUAAUGGCACACUUCCAGCUUGUCGUUGUGGGAGAGAGGAGUGCUGUUCUGGAUACAAAACACUAAUCUCAGCUGGCACCCACACUCAGUAUAUAUAUGAAAACCUCAUCUCCUGCUUCUUUCCUCUUCUGUCAUUGGAUGGGGUGGAUCUCCAUUCCACCAACCGGCUGUCUUCUCUUUCACGUCUUGCCUGAUUUGGGCAUUUCUGUCUUUCUGUAGGCCCAUUGACCCUGAUUUCAACAAUGACUAUAUCUCAAUGAGAUUAAUUUAUUUUUGUAUUUAUUUAUUAAAAUUGUAUUAAACCA
Messenger RNA from Esox lucius (northern pike), 4280 nucleotides. RefSeq names its product SNF related kinase b (gene snrkb). Gene Ontology annotation, molecular function: protein serine/threonine kinase activity; ATP binding; tau-protein kinase activity. NCBI's taxonomy places the organism in Eukaryota, Metazoa, Chordata, Actinopteri, Esociformes, Esocidae. Gene Ontology annotation, cellular component: cytoplasm. The transcript is spliced from 6 exons. Bases 532 to 2796 code for a protein of 754 amino acids. The record is from RefSeq and is a predicted model, not a curated record. Gene Ontology annotation, biological process: microtubule cytoskeleton organization; intracellular signal transduction; protein phosphorylation.